This is a messenger RNA of Chilo suppressalis (striped riceborer), 1749 nucleotides long. The record is from the annotation of a GenBank genome assembly. Lineage: Eukaryota; Metazoa; Arthropoda; Insecta; Lepidoptera; Crambidae.
UAUACAACGCCGCUAAAGAAGUUUUCACUUCAAAAAAGACAAUUAUUAAAACGAAAGACCAGACUGUAUGGACAUUGUUUCUUUUGCGUUCCCUGAAAAGGGAGAAUCUCAAAAAAAACCAUGACAAACGAAAUUGAUUCGACGUUUCAGAUUCGAUGCCGGCAUUUCUGGCUAUUUGUGUUUACUUUAAGUAGACUUGACAUCAGUCUGUCCUUUUCAUUCUUUAUAGAACACGAUAAGGACAGAUUGUUAUCUCUUACAAAUAGCAAACACGAAUAGAUUAGUGAUGGAUGUUUAUAUUUGCUUCACAGUUUGUGUUGUGAAAUUGUGAUUGUAAAACAAAAAUAUAUUAGAAAUAAUAUUAAUAAUUAACUUUUAACAAUUAUGGAGGAAGGAAAUUCAAUAAUAUACGGUCUUGAACACCAGACAAGGGCCUUGUCGCCUCAAUAUGGAGAGAAUGAUGCCAUUCGGUUCCUCAUUGGCACACAAAGUUUGAAACCUGAAUCUAACCAAGUUCAUGUGGUGGAGUUAGAAGAAGACACUGGAGCUUUACAUACUAAGGUGUUCAAACAUGACAUCGGUGAGAUAUGGCAUCUGCGGUGUUCACCACAUGACGCUGCAACCCUCCUCACCACACACAACUCGUAUGAUCCCAACACCUCACAGUGCACUAUGGGUGUGUCCGUAUUUAAACUGCCCACUGUUGAAGUCAUCCCGAAAGAUCUUGAUGACCUCAGUGCAAUACAAGGGAGGAACCCUGAAAAUAUGGAGCUGAUGACAACAAUUAGACCAGAGGCAAUCGGUGAAAAAUCAAAAUCUCAAAUGGCCCUGAUAGGCACUUCCAAUUCACUACCCAUCUUGAGGGAGUACCCCAAUCGCUUAAUGGCUGAGUGGGAUGGCGAAUGGCCCCCUGGUCUCAUGAGUGUCUUACUCAUACAGAAGUCGGGUGAAGAGAUCCGUUGUGGGGAAUGGCAUCCCACUGAAGCUAGCCGUAUAGGCGUAGUGUAUGAAGGCGGGGUUAGCGUACAUGAUGUAACAAAGGGCGAUGUGGUGGCCACUACGGCAACGCAGGCGAGGGCGAGGCAAAACCUUACCGGGGGCAAGUGGAACCCGCAUCAGGGGCAUACGCAGUUCGCAGUACUACAGGAUAUGCAUAUAAAGUGUUACGACACUCGCACAGACUGCACCAAACCGUCGUGGAGCAUAGACAACGCGCACAAACAACUAGCCAGAGACCUCGACUUCAAUCCAAACAGGCAGUUUCAUUUGGCGAGUGCGGGAGAUGAUGCCGCCCUUAAUAUUUGGGACUACAGAAACGGCAGGGAACCCAUAUUCAGCAGGACGGAUCAUUCGCACUGGGUGUGGACAGUUCGCUACAACACUUACCACGAGCAGUUACUGCUGACGGGCAGCUCUGACGCGCGAGCCUUACUAACUGCUGCGGCCAGCGUGUGUAAAGAUUUGGAUGAAGAGGCUGCGAAGAUCAGUCAAGCUCUAGAAGACGGCGUUCUCCAAUCGUACGAGCAGCACGAAGACAGCGUAUACGCCUGCGAAUGGAGCGCAUCCGAACCUUGGACCUUCGCGUCUUUAAGCUACGACGCUCGCCUUUACAUUUUUAUGAUUAUAAUUAAUAUGAUGGAAUAUUGCUCGCACCUUUGGGAUGGCUCCGCCAAGUACUUGCUCGAUGCUUUGGAUAGGUUACAGCAGCGCGCGAUUCGAAUCAUAGGUGAUGAGGUGACUAAACCCUGA